AUGAACAUUCGACAAUUUCCGCUGAAGAACAACCUUGAAGAAGAGAUUGUGGACGAUAAACACCGACGAGUGAGACACGAACUCGAGCCUGGUGAUGUUAUCGAAGCAGCCCAUACGACCGCGCGCAUUGCUGGUGUAGAUUCAUAUCCUGGUUUACUGAUUUUCGGGCGGACACAUAUCUACAUGCUAGAUGGUCUAGUUCAAAACGAUGAUGGGGAGAUCAUAGAUGCUCGCGAUGCGUCGAAAAGGUUAUUCUUCGUUCCGGGAAGUAUAGUUGAGCUUAACGGUCCUCAGAGAGCACAGCGUUGGUGUCAUGACCAAGUCGUCAGCUUCAGCGAUCGUACAUUCUUAUUCCGCGAUGUUGGGUUGGAAAUAUACUUCAAGGACAGCCGGUCUUUAUUGGUAGUCUUUCUGGACAAACGUCAGCGUCAGGAUAUAAACGAUAGAUUAUCAUCCCUUGUCUAUCGAUUGAAUGCCGAACCGCCGCCGCCAUCUCCAGGGAUGUUGAAAUCGCCCUUAUUGUCUCCGAUGUUGUCCCCGAUGGUUGGCAGACUGAGUGGGAAGCUGAGCGCUUCUCUAAGUGCCAAGGUACUCUCUGGUCUUAGAAUUGAUGAACUGUCGACUGCCCAGAGGAAAUGGCAGGCGAGAGAAAUAUCAAAUUUCACGUAUCUCAGCAUUCUCAACCAAAUUUCGGGUCGAACACCCAGCGAUGCAACACAGUAUCCAGUCUUUCCCUGGGUAUUGCGUGAUUAUAGUUCGCCCUCGCUGGAUCUGCAUUCCAUCGACUCUUUUCGCGAUCUAACUCGCCCUAUGGGCGCCCUUACACCUGCCCGCGAAGAGGCCGCACGUACUCGAUAUAUUAACCUAGAAAGCGUUGGCGAGAAUCCUUUCCACUACGGCACCCAUUUCAGCUCCUCUAUGAUUGUUUGUCAUUUCCUCAUCAGGUUGGAGCCGUUCAGUCAUAUGUUUAGGACGUUGCAGGGUGGUGAUUGGGAUCUACCAGACAGACUUUUCAGUGACAUAGGACGGGCUUACGAGAGCGCUUCUACAGACGUACGGGGUGAUGUCCGCGAACUGAUACCGGAGUUCUACUGUCUACCUGAAUUCCUGGAGAAUUCUGCUCGCAUAAAUUUUGGGGUACAGCAAAAUACUGGCGAGCGCAUUGACGAUGUGAAGCUGCCUCUUUGGGCAAAGCGAGACCCGUUGUUGUUUAUUGAGCUAAAUCGUCAGGCGUUGGAAAGCGACUACGUCAGCGAACAUCUCCCUCAGUGGAUAGACUUGAUCUGGGGAUAUAAACAACGCGAUCAAGAUUCUCUGAACGCUUUUCAUCCGUUAAGUUAUGCCGGCUCCAUAGAUCUUGAUAGCAUAACUGAUGAUCUGGAACGUGAGGCCACGGUAGGAAUCAUACAUAACUUUGGACAGACACCCCGCAAGAUUUUUCAUACCCCUCAUCCGGAACGGAUGAUGCACGGAAAUUCUGCAUUGCCUAUAGGAACGUUGUAUGGCAUUGCAGAAGAUUACCUUCUUCUAUCGCAAAGUGCCAGGCCUAUGAAAGAUCUUGGUCCUCAACAACCCAUUCGAUCAUUGGAGUUUGACGCGAUAGGUCAACGCAUCGUCCCAUGCUCUAAUGGAACGCUGUGUGCACCGUCACACCCACAUGAACAAGUAGAAUGGCUUGGCGCGAGUGGCGAUCUAAACGUCUUGGUUGACCAAAAGGUUGUUCAAGUUUUAGAGUCCACUGCGUGCUCGUGCGCGGCGUUCGCAGAUUCAACUACGUUAGUCACAGGUUCGCACGACCAUAUGGUGCGACUGUGGAGGCUUCAGCGAGGAUCGAACUAUUCUCUGCACCGGCAUAAGGAGCCCCCAUUGAGCGCAGUUCUCACACACGUUAUGCGCGCGCAUACGGCGAGGGUGAUGUGUGUAACCGCGUCGAGGUCGUGGUCGAUCGUUGUUAGUGGUUCCGUGGAUUGCAGCGCCGUGGUAUGGGACUUGAACCGCGGCACUUAUGUCAGAACUAUUUGGCAUGGACCUGGGGACGACUAUGAGGUCUAUCUCGUGAGUAUAAAUGAAAGCACGGGCUACAUCGCUACAUGCUCUCGGAGCAAGCUGUGUCUUAACACAAUCAAUGGUCGAUUAAUUGCGACGUUAGAUCUCGUCUCUCCCGCAAUACCCCACACAUACCCUGCCAUUACUUCCAUGGCGUUCUUAGAGCGUGACUAUACACGCACUGGUGUGAUUGCGACUGGUGGGUCGGAUGGCACCAUCACAUUGAGGACAUGGAACACGGACAAAACUGAAGAGGGCCAAAGGGCACAAUGGAACUUCGUCACACUGAGAACGCUAAAAGUGAAGGGUCCAGAUGGUGAAGUGCAGGUUAGGGACGAGGCUUCUUGCGUCACGGCAUUGAAAUUCAUUGGGUAA
This is a messenger RNA of Fibroporia radiculosa, 2421 nucleotides long. RefSeq lists its product as uncharacterized. The coding region runs from base 1 to 2421 and encodes 806 amino acids. The transcript is spliced from 17 exons. Gene Ontology annotation, molecular function: protein binding. Lineage: Eukaryota; Fungi; Basidiomycota; Agaricomycetes; Polyporales; Fibroporiaceae. The record is from RefSeq and is a predicted model, not a curated record.